UGCCUCCGAUCAGCAAGGCUUGCGUCCCGAAAUUGCGAUGAACUGGAUUCCGCUAUUGUUUCUGCUCUGUGGGUAUUGUCAAGGUUCAUCCGAUACUUCAAUAGAACAAAAUAGAUCAAGACGCACGGUGUAUCCGUUAUGGAAGCCCGCUGCAAGAAAGGCUUACGACUUAUGUGGGCCUGACCUGAAAGACAACGCACCAUGCAAGCUGCCACCUUGGUGCGCUGGAGGGGCUGGCAGGUGCUGUCGUCGCGAGUGCGUAUGUCCAACGAGGCUUAACCCCUGCGCCUCGCCAGAGGAGAGAACCACUACGGCGUCCCCGACGACAACUGAAGGAGCAGGUCAUUGCAUGCUGAAAUGCAUGGAGCAGUGCUACAAAAUGUGCCUCGAUGGAACAAAAACACCCGGCGAAUGCGCGAAUGAAAAAUGCCUCAGUGGCAACCCUGCUGUCGACCCACCACUUCUGGAUGACCAGGACGAUGACUGCUUCAUGAGCGCCAUAAACGCCGACGAAUUUGCUGAACGACAGCGAGACGACCCGGAAUUUUGUGGCCUUGUGCAAUACUUCGAGGGCAAGACUGGCUCUGUUCGGAAGGUGUUCAAGCGAAAACUGGCUUCGUUUUUCCUGCAGAACGACUUCGUAAAGAACAUCUCGCCACUUCAAGCCGACUAA
Rhipicephalus sanguineus (brown dog tick) is the source of this 673-nucleotide messenger RNA. RefSeq lists its product as uncharacterized. The transcript is spliced from 5 exons. The coding region runs from base 38 to 673 and encodes 211 amino acids. The record is from RefSeq and is a predicted model, not a curated record. Lineage: Eukaryota; Metazoa; Arthropoda; Arachnida; Ixodida; Ixodidae.